AUGGGGACACGCUGUCUCCACAUCCGUAGACCCAUCCCUCCAUCGGUCACCAUAAAAACUCUGCUGAUGCUGAAGUUCUCCAGUCCUGUCACAAGCUCCACCAGACCGCCAUCAUGAAGUACCUGUCUCUUGCUCUCGCCCUCCUGCUGGCUGUCGGCUCCCGGGCUGCGCCCAUGUCUUUUGAUGAUGCACCCUCAGCAUUAAACCAUGCUAGGAGUGUUAUGAAUAUGUACCUGGACAUUGUCAAAGACAGUACCCUCAGAGCUCUGGAACAGAUUGACCAUGCUGAAACCAGGGACAUGCUGAAAAAUCAUGUGCAGAACACAUACCAGAGGAUCAAGGACACUCAGGAAACCGUCCAGCCUAUGACUGACGGUGCUCUUGCCACUGCGAUCGAAGCCACAAGAGACAUGCGUCAAUCUAUCGCGCAAGAAAUCGAAAGCCUGAAAACUGAUCUUGAGCCCAAACGUGAACACCUGCGCCAAGUUGUCCAGCAGCACAUGGACCAGUACCGUGCCAUGAUCGAGCCCAUUGCCCAGGAGUACCAGAAAAGGCACGAAGCUGAAAUGGAACCCGUGAGGGCCAGGCUGGAGCCAGUCAUGGGAGAGCUUAAAGAAAAAAUAACAACCAACUGGGAGGAGACCAAGGGUGCCCUGAUGCCCAUCAUCGAGUCUGUGAGGGCCAAGGGUCAAACAUGGUUGCAGGCCGCAAAGGAGAGUGCUGGCCCUUACGUCCAAGAAUACAAGGAGCAAAUCAAGAACUACAUGACAGGUGCAAUGGAGCAGGCUCGUAACAUCAACGCUGAAGACUUGCGCGGGAAGGUUGCACCAAAGGCCCAGGUAGUAGCUGGAAAACUCAAGGAAAUCAUGGAAGACAUUGUUGCUGCCAUCAACAAGGCCUAAAUCUUCUACCUUGGUUCCUUUUCCCCAUCUGUCCAAAAUCCAUUCCACCUUCCUUUCCAUUCCAGCUUCCCCGACAAAAGCCUCCCAAAAUGAAGCUAACUCCUGUCUCAUGAAGCACAACGGCGAGACUCUAAUGCUUUCUCCCAUGCAAACAUCUUACUUUGUUUGACAUGCAGGCAUUAAUACACUCACACACUCACAUGCUUCACUAUUCAUGUCAUGGCAUAUUGCUCUCAUGUGUGUGAAUUCACCAUCAAGUGUCUGAACCUCUGUGUGAUGAUUGAAAAACAGAUCAAUAAACAUCUGACUGUUUUUACAA
Molecule: messenger RNA, 1221 nt
Organism: Cheilinus undulatus (humphead wrasse)
Lineage: Eukaryota; Metazoa; Chordata; Actinopteri; Labriformes; Labridae
Product: apolipoprotein A-I-like
Exons: 4
Coding region: 114-902 (262 amino acids)
Biological process (GO): lipoprotein metabolic process; lipid transport
Cellular component (GO): extracellular region
Molecular function (GO): lipid binding
Source: RefSeq, a predicted model, not a curated record